Molecule: messenger RNA, 647 nt
Organism: Dioscorea cayenensis subsp. rotundata (Guinea yam)
Lineage: Eukaryota; Viridiplantae; Streptophyta; Magnoliopsida; Dioscoreales; Dioscoreaceae
Product: bidirectional sugar transporter SWEET15-like
Exons: 4
Coding region: 176-637 (153 amino acids)
Biological process (GO): carbohydrate transport
Cellular component (GO): membrane
Molecular function (GO): sugar transmembrane transporter activity
Source: RefSeq, a predicted model, not a curated record
CUUUCUUCAGACGAGGAGGAGGUCACCACCUGAACAUAGGAGAGAUCCUGCCUGCGAAGAGUUCUCUUACCCAUGUCCUGCUUCCCCGAAGCUUGUCGAGAGGUAUCUCCACCACCGGAACCACGAACGCCGCCCCAGAGGUCCUUUAGGAGCGACAUCUCAUUUUUUAACACGAAUGUACACUGGUAUUUGGAUCAUGAUCUUAGAUGUGGGCUUGUUCUCUCACAUUCCGCUCUUAACUCUCUUGUUAUGGAGAGGGGAAGAACGCAUCCAUGUUCUUGGUUGGAUCUAUCUUAUCUGCCUCACCAUUACCUCAGCCGUGCUUCCGUUGAGCACCAUUUGGCAAGUGAUUAAAACAAGGAGCGUCAACCGCAUGCCAUUCUAUGAUCCUUUACUCACAACAGUGGGAGCAGCUUUGUGGUUGGCCUAUGGCUUACUCAUGAAGAACAUAAAAAUUGCAGUGCCAAAUGCAUUGUCUUUAAUGUUUGGUGUGAUUCAAAUGGCUGUCUACGUGGUGUACAAACAUGCUGCUAUUGAAGACCAAGGGGAUUCUCUACAGCUGCCGGAGUGCCUCGCCGGAGCUUGCGAGGUGAAAAUUGAAAAUGGCGCCGGUUGUCAAAAUCAUUUAAAUAUGUAAUAUGUUAAGA